GUCAGUACCACACCUCGACCUCGUCCGCGUCUUGGACGAACGCUACAGUUCCUUGCAGUUACCUGUACAUGCCACAAACUCACUUAUAACCCAAACUGCGCACUCGUAACGAUCUGUCAUGUCAUCCUCUCCGAAACCGUCAUCGCCGCCUCCGGCGUACACCGAAGUAGAUCCCGCGCAACUCCCCGAAUCUUCGUCUGCUACCCCACAGUCGCCAGCGGGGUUUUCGACACACCAGGGCUACGGGCCGACGUCGAUAACGUCGCAACAGCAGACAAUUUUACCGUACUACGAUCCUCGUUCACCGCACGCCAUCGCAGAAGCGACAUCACGCGCGCGUUGGAGGUUCAUCGGAGCUUUUGCAUGGGCGGUGAUCAUCCUCGCCUUCACCAGCUUUUUGCUAGGUAUCGAAGUCGAUAUUCAGAGGCAACCGUGGAGAGGAAAUAGGAUCAGGAUUGGGUUUGGCAAAGGGAACACCGACCCUUGGAGCGAGCAGUAGAUCUUGCUUGGCGUAAGUUUUGCGAUCCUGAAAGGAAUGUGCGCUGAGCUGGCUGCAGACACGGGCUCUAGCCACUUGCAAACGUAUACCUAACGGAGCAAUGUCGCGAUACCUAUAUCCUUCCACCGCAGAUGCGCACGGCAGACAUAGAGAUAGGACGGAAGGAAUCGUCGCUGAUCCAUGGCCCGUUCGCCCACUGCAUGCCUUUUACACGCGAUUCAUUAUCUUACGACUCGUCUAUUGACAAAUUGGUUGCUCCAGGAGUUAAUUCGCAUGUAUACUCUAGCGUAGUCCUCUGUAUCGCAUGGACUAGAGAGAUGGCCGUUGCGAGUACUCUAAAUUAAUUCGCUCCGAUGUCUCGGGGAGUACGAGGCCAAGAGACUCGUCAGCAUGGGGACGAAACACAAGCACAGGAAAAUAAAUGCGGUCUGUCAACGGCU
Phanerochaete carnosa HHB-10118-sp is the source of this 939-nucleotide messenger RNA. RefSeq lists its product as uncharacterized. The transcript has a single exon. The coding region runs from base 119 to 499 and encodes 126 amino acids. The record is from RefSeq and is a predicted model, not a curated record. NCBI's taxonomy places the organism in Eukaryota, Fungi, Basidiomycota, Agaricomycetes, Polyporales, Phanerochaetaceae.